This is a messenger RNA of Notolabrus celidotus (New Zealand spotty), 2551 nucleotides long. It is a transcript of the gene tuft1b, whose product is annotated as tuftelin 1b. The record is from RefSeq and is a predicted model, not a curated record. NCBI's taxonomy places the organism in Eukaryota, Metazoa, Chordata, Actinopteri, Labriformes, Labridae. The coding region runs from base 229 to 1380 and encodes 383 amino acids. Gene Ontology annotation, cellular component: intracellular anatomical structure. The transcript has 12 exons. Gene Ontology annotation, biological process: intracellular signal transduction.
CAGACCUGCAGGGUUCACUUUUACCACCUGGGCAGACUUGCAGACUGAGCAGACGGAGGGAGCGAAAGGGAGGGCGGCUCAGGUGUCUCCUCACUCUGUGUGGGUUUGUUGAAGUGUUCAACUCACUUCCGAGGAGAAGGGAUGUACAUUUCGCUCUGACAGUGACACUUUCCACUGUUUAAGUCUUGCACGUUUACAUGCGUUGGCUUCACUUUCCACGUUGCAAAGAUGAACGGUGACGUGACGCGGACUGGGGAGAGUGGAGAGAGCAAUCAGGCUAACAACCGAUGCAGGCGGCUUAGACUCACUCUGCAAGAUCAGGACCAGUCAGGCUGCACCUCGGAGCAACACAGCAGCAAAGAGAGCAGCAUAGCAGUAGUGCUGCCACAUAAACAAGAGGAGGACAAAACACCUGAACUCAUCACCCCCACUGAAGACAAAGUAGAAGUCAUAAAGGUUUACCUCGAAGCUCGUCCAGAGACAGCAGAGAGUGUCAGGAUGCUGACAGACGAGGUGUCACAGAUUCAGGAGGUGAGGUACUGUCUGAAGACUCUGAGGGAGCAGAUGGCAGCAAGGCAGAACACUAACAACAACAAGUAUCCCGCCAAUGGCUUCAGAGUCACCGUGCCCAGAAACCAACCAGUCCUCACCAAUGGAAACACAAUCCUCAGUGACUCAGACCCUGAGGUCGAGGAUAAUCUGGAGGAGAGUGUGAGGCUCAGAGAGGCGACCAGACGUCUGUACGCCCAGCUGAAGGAGAUGGAGACGAGGCACCAGGAGGAGAGGGAGGCACUGCAGACCGAGUCAGAGGAGUAUCGCAAUCAUCUGGCUGAGCAGUCGGAGCAGCUCCAGAAGGCGGAGGAGCUGUCGGAGGAGAGGGGUCAGCAGGUGGAGGAGCUGCAGAGGCUGCUGGGAAGCAUGGAGACUGAAUGCAGCGCCCUGAAAGACAAGAUGGCUGCCGGGGAGGCAGAGCUGCUACAGCUUCGAGGAGAUGGCGAGGAAGGAAAGGAGAGCGAGGAGAGAUGUGAAGAGCUGGAGAAGGAUGUGGCCAUCCUGAAGGAAAAGAUUCAUCACCUUGACGACAUGUUGAAGAGUCAGCAGAGAAAAGUUCGCCACAUGAUUGAACAGCUGCAGAAUUCACGGACAGUCAUCCAAGAGAGAGAUCGAGUCAUCAGCGACCUGCAGGAGAAGGUGGCUUUCCUAGAGGCUGAGAACAGAGAAAUGCAUGACCACAUGGACUACUUCCUGUCAGGUCAGGACCCUCCAACCCUGACAUCCUCAGAUAACAGACCAGAGGUUGUUUACAGUAAACAACUCAAACCAACAUCAUCAACCAGCAAAGUGCUCCCGUUCAUCAAAGUCAUUGAGAUCAAGUCCUGAACAAAACAACCACUCAGAUGACUGGAUGUGGAAAGAAUUGUAAAUAUCUAUUUAAUCAUCCACAGGAACGUAUAAAACACCGGUCUGCAGUGAUAACAGAGGCUGGCUCUGAAGACCUCAUGGUGGCAAAGCUUUGUACCUCGUAGCCACCCUUUAAGGCUGAUCCGCAUGCCUUUCCUGACUUUUGCAGUUUGAAAGAGAAUCUAAAAGUAGAAAGUUAAAAAGGAAUUCAGAGUAACCUAAAAAAGAAACAAGGAUGGAGCUGUGCAAUGCAAAGAAUUUUGCUGAACUACUGAUGCACUUUGUUUGAACAUCUUGACUUCAGUAAAGUUCUGUGAUCUAAAGUUUCCCACCUCCACUUCUUUCCUCUGCAGAAUCUGAAAUCAGCUUGUUUGAACAGAUCAGUGUCAAAUGAUGGGUCAAGAUUUUAAAAAAGGCUGUUUGUUUUAUCGUGAUAUUCUGUUACACACAUUCAAAAUGUGUGAUGUACAAAUAGUCAAAUAGUUCUGAGUGUUUCGUGGAUUUUUUCCUCGAACAGCCUCCCUCCUGAGCGGCGGGGCUCAGGUCACAUUCCUCAGUGCUUUGCACCACAUUGCCAAUGGCAGGCAUACAGUUGUUAACAUCGAAAUAUGAUUUAUGUUUAACUUAAAUACAUAUCUCUCUGACAUGACAGUGAGUUUAAAUAUUAAGAGUGAUUGUGCUUUUUAAUAAUUCGUUUUUAACACUUGUUAGCUAGGCUGUAAAAAUCAUACUAUGCUUAAGGCUACUUGUAAAGCUAGAAGUUGGUUUGCUGCCAAGUUCUCCGUCUGCAUAUUUCUUACAUUUCACUGAAAUGUUGCAUAUUUGAAACAGCUCUUAUAAACUGCUCUAUUUUUCCACGGAGUAAUGCAUCUUUUGUCAAGUCCUUGAUAUUUUUCUCUGACGUGCUUUCUGUUGCAAUCCUGGACGGACAUUUUUAUAACACGUGUUACGAUGUACUGUGAACAUUGUAGAUAGAUGAAUUGAAGUUCAGUCUUUUUAUUGUAGUCAUUGUCAAAUUGUAUUUAAAUACAACAAAUGUAAAAACUAUUUUCUGUUGUAAAGUUUUGACUCAUCUUCUCUCCUGUUGCAUCUUUCCUCUCUAACCUUGUACUGCCACCUAGUGGAGAUAAUAAAGACACUUGAAAAUUAA